Closterium sp. Yama58-4 is the source of this 375-nucleotide messenger RNA. NCBI's taxonomy places the organism in Eukaryota, Viridiplantae, Streptophyta, Zygnematophyceae, Desmidiales, Closteriaceae. The record is from the annotation of a GenBank genome assembly.
AUGCGUCCAUGCGCUGCCAUCCCAUAUCCAUCACAGAAGGAUGAGUCGUUCUACACAGUGGCAUGGAUGAGGGGGAAGCACGGGCAGCCGCUGUUGGCAGCUAGUGGCAGCAGCGGGGUGAUUCGGAUCAUCGACUGCUGGAGAGAGACAGUUGUGCAUAGUUUCAUCGGGCAUGGCGGCGCAGUGAACGAGGUGAGGGUGCAUCCGUCCCACCCCGCGCUGCUGCUCUCAGCGGGGAAAGAUGAGUCGCUGCGGCUGUGGAACGCAGACACGGGCGUAUGUGUGGCGAUUGUGGGCGGGAGCGACGGGCAUCGAAACGAAGUGCUCAGCGCGGUACAGUAUAGGGUAUGGUAUGGGGCGCAGCCGGUGCACUAG